AUGAAGGCCUUCAGUCCCCAGGUUGUCCCCUCUGGCCGGGAGCAGCAGGACAACUGGUCAAAAGGCGGACCCCUGGGGCUCGGAGCGGAGCGCAUCCUGGCGGUGCCGGUGCGCACUGACGCCCAGGGCCGCUUGGUGUCCCACGUGGUAUCAGCGCCGACGGCGGGGGCUGGGGUUCGGACCCGCAGGGCUGCCCCAGUCUGGCCUCCGGGAUUCCCCGAAGGCAAUGAGGAAGACCCCGGAGGCCGCCUUUUCUACAAUGUCACGGUCUUGGGCAGAGAUCUGCAUCUGCGUUUGCGACCCAAUGCCCGCCUAGUGGCACCAGGAGCCACAAUGGAAUGGCAGGACGAGUCUGGAGCCACGCGCGUGGAGCCCCUGCUUGGAAACUGCCAGUACGUCGGGGAUGUAGCAGGCUUGGCUGCAGACUCCUCUGUGGCGCUCAGUAACUGCGACGGACUGGCUGGCCUGAUCCGGAUGGAAGAGGAGGAGUUCUUCAUUGAGCCCCUGGAGAAGGGGCAGGCAGCGCAGGAGGGCGAACAGGGCCGAGCACACGUGCUGUAUCGCCGCCCGCCCACCCUGGAGCCCCCUCCUUUGGGGCCGCCCCAGGCCCUGGACACAGGAUCUUGUCAGGUCUGGCGUGGCAGCUGGGAGCGUUGCAAAGCUGUGGCCUGA
Echinops telfairi (small Madagascar hedgehog) is the source of this 672-nucleotide messenger RNA. Its product is annotated as A disintegrin and metalloproteinase with thrombospondin motifs 2-like. Gene Ontology annotation, molecular function: metallopeptidase activity; zinc ion binding. The record is from RefSeq and is a predicted model, not a curated record. The transcript has 4 exons. Lineage: Eukaryota; Metazoa; Chordata; Mammalia; Afrosoricida; Tenrecidae. The coding region runs from base 1 to 672 and encodes 223 amino acids.